Danaus chrysippus (African queen) is the source of this 2082-nucleotide messenger RNA. Lineage: Eukaryota; Metazoa; Arthropoda; Insecta; Lepidoptera; Nymphalidae. The record is from the annotation of a GenBank genome assembly.
AUGGAGUCGCCUCCUUCUUUCUCCACGCACUCCGAAGUGCCUCCGUUGAGCGAAGACAGUGGUCUGUUUAUUACAAGUGGCUCAUUUUCUAGUGAUUCCGCGAGUGGAUGGCAUCAUAUUGCAUCCGAGGUAAGAUUAAUCAGCGGGUAUACCAUAGCGGAGAUUAUUAAAAUGGCUGUAAAUAUAUCGGAAGCUUUCGUCAUUCAGUUGCAAGAGAGCGACUUCGACGAGCGGUCGCUAUCAAUGUGCGAGACGGAGGCUUCGGAACGCAUGUGCGGUGACUUUUUCAACACCGUGAAAAAGGGUCCUGGGAAAGUCAUCGUGACUGCAAUAGAACCACCACCUGAAUUUCAGGAUGAUCCAAUACAAAUUAGUGAAGAUUGUGGGUCCGCCUCGGGCGGGUCACCAAGUAAAUGUAUGGCUGUGCGAGUGCCUCCAUCCGUCGUUUUUAGGAACGAUGUUAGUAAAACAAAAUCAUCGAGCUUAGAAAUUGCAAUGACUUCUAGGAAUGUAUCGCCAUUGUAUCCGAGAAAAUUGAAACCCGAGUCACUAUAUGAGCGGCGUCAAUGUCUUAACCACAGGUUUGCAAGUCCGAGACUCCUACAUCUCAGCCCGUGUCGUAUGAACAGGCCGUCUUCUAGAAACUCCCUAUCCUCUCGACUCUCUAGCAGUCACAACUCUUUAAUUACUCAGUUCCAAGCGGAUGACUCCAGCUUUAUUACUCAAGCUAUAUCACAUGAUACUCUCUCCGCCAAAACCUCAGAUAUCACUGACAUGUACAAUGUACCCUUCGACAGCGACAUAUACGCUGUGCCCAUUGACAUGGUCCGACCUAGUCACAGUAAUGUGAGGGGGAAAAGCAAGAAGGCGAGAAAUAAUAGAAGACGUGGAAGAAGUUCUCAGAGCAUAGGAACAAGCAACGUUCCCGAAACAAGAUAUAAGUCUAAGGAGACGAGACAUAAAGACACUAGAUCCAAGAGACACAGUUUGCCGAGUUCGUCCUGCAAGAAGAAUGUCACCGACUCAGACACGGACUCGCUGCAUCUCACGUUAAGAGAGAUGAGGAAGUAUCUGCACACUCUAUACUCCAGUUCCAGCGAUUCAGACUGCCGCGGCACCAUCACUAAGAAAGGCAGCACUAUAAUAACGAACAUGAGGCAACACACCAGCAAAGAGACAAACACUCCCGCCUUCGUAAAGGAAAACAACGAAAUACACGCACGGGUGGAAACGAACAACAAUCACAAGAAAACUAAUAAGAACACGGUAGCUAUGAACGUUAAGAACAAGAAACACAAAGAGGCCGUGAAAGAAGUGACCGAUGAUAAGGAGAAGACGAAGAAGACUCAGGGGAAGAAGUCGUCGGUGAAAAUGUUGUCCAUGAACCUGAAGCAGAGCUUCUGUAACUUGUUCCGAUGGCGGCGCUCCAGUGAGAGCGAGGGUGAGUCCGUGGAGCGAGGCAGGGAGUCCCCGCCGCCGGCCGUGCGCCGUGCCUUGCCGCCCCUGCCGCAGUCACCUCAUGCAUCCAACACCAACCCACGCCGACACGAUGAAGACACUAUCCUCGACUUCGCCACCUCCAUACAAAGAGUCAAAGAUUACGGCUGGUACUGGGGUCCUAUAUCCGUGGAGGCUGCUGAGAAGAUACUUUCCAAUGAGCCGGACGGGUCCUUCAUUGUUCGGGACAGCAGCGACGAUCAUUACAUCUUCACGCUCACCUUCAAGCUGAACGGCAUGAGGCACGUCAGAAUAGAACACGAUCAGGGUAACUUCUGUUUCGGAGGUUGUACGAUGUUCAAGGCGCAGACUAUAGUGGAAUUCAUUGAGAACGCUGUCGAAACGUCUCGUAGCGGCCGCUACUUAUUCUUCUUGAACUUGAGGCCAGUCCUUGGUCCCGUGCGGGUCCAACUGCUUUAUCCCGUAUCAAGAUUCAAGAGGGUGCAGAGCUUGCAGCAUAUGUGCAGGUUCGUCAUACUAAAGCACGUGCGUCGCGAUCUGAUCAGCAGCCUGCCACUGCCGAGGCGUCUCCUAGACUACCUGAGCGCCACCCACUACUAUUCAGAGCUUUUGGCGGAGAUAUAA